Durusdinium trenchii is the source of this 3729-nucleotide messenger RNA. Lineage: Eukaryota; Dinophyceae; Suessiales; Symbiodiniaceae. The record is from the annotation of a GenBank genome assembly.
AUGGCGGCAGGGUCAGAGAGUGGCUCAAAGCUACCACCGAAAGGUUUGCUGAUCAACCACACUCCAGCUCAAUUGAAGGACCGUGGCAUAGACGUGUCUGAUUCAAGCUACAGCGCAGAAGACCUGUUUGGCACUUUGGCUGGGUCUGCUUUCCUGGAUGCAGUCUAUGAAGCCUUCGGUUGUGGUGAGUAUGACGUGAACUGGUUUACAUCAGGAGAGCGUACCGUGGUCAGAUCACCUCUGUCGCGACCCAUACAGCACGCGACGGCGGAGGUCUAUAAGCACCGGAUACUCAGGGAGGGCUUGUCACAGCUUGCUAGUGGAGAUGCUGUGUUCAAGUUCCAAAAUGCCAAGCGGGUUCCACCGUACGAGGAAGCGGAGCUAGCUUUUUGGAUCACUGUGAAGAGGGAUGAGUUCAAGCUGUGGUGCAAUGGCACUGUUGACUUCUUGGACACUCGCUUCAAUUCCUUUGCCACUGUGGGUGUUAUGCACGAGAUCACACUGCUUAUCGUUGGUUCUAUGAAGAGAUUCUAUGAUAAGAAGGAGAUCGGCUUGGUGUUGCUUCAGGAAAGCCCAGCGGAGAAGGUGCAGGCCAAGAUUCUUACUGGUUUGGAGUCAUUGGGAUUGGCCGGCCAGUCUAGCCAAGCAGCGCCUGGCAAGAAGGGCAUAAAGCAAGCCUUCCAAGGCUACUCCAAGAAAGAGAAGGACUCCUACACAAAGAGGAUCACAUCGUGUGACGGAGAUUACCGCAUGAAGACCAGCUUGGAUGAGGUUUUGUCAGCUUUGGGCUUUGUUGCUGCUGAAGUCAAAGCUGAAUCAGAGGCAGCGUGGGCAGCAAAGCAGCUGGGCAGCCAGCAGACCAAGGAGAAGCAGCGACAGCAAGAGGUGACUCUACGAUCUACCAUUGGGUUUUGCGUUAGUCUGUUCAUUGAAUUUGCUUUUGAAAAGCAAGUCAAUGUCAAUGGGACACAAUUCCGAUCAUACGCUGGGUUGCGCAGCGAGCUUCAAGGGGUUGUCAAGAGUGCGCACGCACGCUGGGUGGAAGCUACAGCUGAAAAGGGUAACUUCUCCACUGGUGACUCACCAUCAGGUGCACCAACAGAUGCCCUGAGUCUGGCCAGGGCUUUGGCUGAGGAAUAUGCAAACCGCCCAGUCACCUCCAUUUGCUGGGACGAUGAAGAGGAGCGAAGCGUGAAGAGAAUUGGUCAUGUCAUGGCUACUCAAUAUUCCUCCGUGGCAGCCCCAUUGAAGACCUUCGUAAAGGAUGUGCUGCGCAAGCCUAUUUUGCUCCACGAUUUCCCACGGUCAGCCUUAGCAAAGCUUUCGCAGCAGCAGAGGUCUUCAUCUUCUCACAUGGAGAUGGUAGAUAUGCUGGGUAUGGUGAAGGAUGAGCUCCAGACAUCACUUCCUUUUUGUUGGGUGGCUCUAGCAGUGGAGGUGUCCAACGUCUACGCAGCGAAGAACCAUUUUGUGGAAGGCACUCAGGAGGUAUUCAUGGAUGCUGAUACCCUGGCAAAGUUCGUGAUUUUGAGGGUCCGCUACUUGUUUGCUUUGCUGGGGGAGUGCUUCAACAGUGUGCCUGACUUCCACUUGGCUGAGUCCACACCAGCAAUGAAGAAGUUCUUUGACACUUUGGCAUCGUUGGGUGGGAAAGACACUGAUCCAAAGCUUGUGAUUAUUGGUACUGGAGAUAGUCUGUUGAACGCUACUGAUUGGGUGUCCACUUGGGCAACUCUGCUCACAUCUCACACAACCAUUGAUGGCUUGGUUGCCGACAUCCAAAAGAAGUUCGGCUUGCCCAACUUAUCCGCACCACCUCCUCCCAAGCCUACAGAAGGUGGCAAGGCUGAGAAGGCUGAGACCAGUGAGACGUCUGAGAAGACUGAGGAUAAGGAGACUGGAGAGCAGGUGGAGAAGAAUGACACUGACACCCAGAAGAAGGAGUGGACCUUGAGUACCAUCAACUCGUUUACAGGUUCUGGGCAAGAGGUUUUGGGAGACUCAGACGAUGCUAGCUUGUUGAAGCUGGAUACAGUAUCCACUGUCUUUCUCAGAAGGUUCGAAGUGGAGCUAGAAUCCUUGCUGUGGAAGCUAUGGCGCGCUGUCCCAUCCAAAGUGCUUGACGAGUCCCUUCUCAUCGAUCCCUCCGCACCAGCCAAGGAUAUGUUUCAUGUCAAGUACCCUCUUCCUCACAAGAACUUGUCCUUGCCAUUCAUGGGCCAAGUCACCGCCGCAAGCGACGGUAAGGCCAGCUCAGUCUUCCUGACAUCAGUGUUUGGUGUCCACUUCUUUGUGCAGCCAGUGUCCAGUGUAUGUACACCUGCUUGGGCAGUCAAAACUGUUUCCAGGCAUGACCAGGCUUUCUUCGAGCUGACGACUGAGAAGUAUGUUGUUGCUUGCGUGGUUGAGGAUGACUUCCCAAACCAGCAGAAGAGGAGCUCUGACACAAUCCCCUUUGGCUUGUUUGUGAUGGACGACAACAAGGAUUUGAAGGCCUCACAGCGGAAGAUUGAUUUUGACCUUACCCUGACGUGCUUGACGCCUGUGAAAGAUUUGGAUGCGAAGCUCUCGGAGGACCGGUAUUCUUCUUGGCCAAUGUUGAGACCAUACGUGAGGUUGAACCCCUUUCAGGAGUUGGAGCUCAAAAAAGCGAAAGCAGAGAAGAGCGCGAGGGCAACCAUGGCAAAGAAGUUAGCCAAGGAUACCAAAGCAAAAGCAGGAGUCGGAGUCAAAGGAAAAAAGAGAAGCCGUGCCAUCCGUGCUAACCAGCCUGAUGAUGUGGAGAUGCCGGAGAUUGAGUUGCCAGAGAACCCAAAUGAACAGAUCCAGGUUUUGGAAGCAGCUAUUGCGCAGGAGAAGGAGUUGGAGAAACUCGUCCAGUCUUGCACCGCGGAACUACAGCUGCCACAGAAGCUGCAGAUUACUCGGCUGCAGGAGGUUGACAAAUCAAGGAGCGCCAGAGCAAAGGGCAUGGAGCUUGCCUUGAAGAAUGCGCAGGCAGUCCAAGCAGGUGGCAGCGGCCAUGCAUCCAAAGAGUCUGACACCCAAGCAGAUUUUGGUUUGAAGGCUGCGAUCAAGCAUUGUGAAGAUCCCACUGCCCAACGUCGUAAGAAGGCCAAGAAGACUGGGCAAGCCAAUGAUGUCCUCAAGCUCGGGAAGUGCUGGUACUUGGGACGGCUGCGCUGCUUCUACUUUGAGUGUGGCCAAAGGACCAUCACGGUGGUGAGCGAUACGAACUUGGUGCCCGUGUUGGCCAUGUACGGCCUCAAGAAAGCUGCUUCCAGGCGCCCACCAUACCUCUCUGCCUUGAUUCACGAGCUGUACGUGCACAGGAAUGGGUCCCACUUCAUCAGGGUUCUCUACAAUGGUCGUGUGCAAGAAGUUUGCCAUGGCUACUAUCCCCUGUGCCCGUUGAAAGAGUGGGAGGAUUUGGUGGAAGAUUUCACUCCCUCACGAAAGUCCUGCCCCGUGCUUCACGAAGCUUAUGACUUUAAGGUUCCAAGGAACCGCUCGUUCAGCCGAAGUUCCAUGCCCUUUGGGGUCGACGUGCGUCAUUUGCCGGAGGCAGUGAAGGAAGUGAGCGACAAUCCCCUUUCAAAGGUGCUUCCGAUGAUGCUGGUCCUCCUGUGCUGCCUUUGUUUGGGCUCAGCAUGUGGUCGAAGGCGAAGGCCCCUGCCGACCAGGUCCUUCGACCAUGAGGAGGGCCUACGAGAAGCUUUGAUGACGUGA